This is a messenger RNA of Polistes dominula (European paper wasp), 1674 nucleotides long. RefSeq names its product adaptor protein complex 1, mu subunit. Gene Ontology annotation, cellular component: clathrin adaptor complex. Gene Ontology annotation, biological process: intracellular protein transport; vesicle-mediated transport. The record is from RefSeq and is a predicted model, not a curated record. Lineage: Eukaryota; Metazoa; Arthropoda; Insecta; Hymenoptera; Vespidae.
GAAGAAUUACGAAGUAAUUAAAUUAUCAAAAAUUACAGCUUAAACGUUGUUUCAAGAUGUCUAUCUCAGCGAUAUACAUAUUGGAUGUGAAGGGCAAGGUUUUGAUUUCACGUAAUUAUCGUGGAGAUAUUGAAAAUGGAAUAAUAGAGAAAUUUAUGUCUUUGGUAAUGGAGCGAGAAGAAGAAGGCAAUCUUACACCAAUUAUUCAAACAUUAGAUUGUGCAUACGCUUAUAUUAAAUAUAAUAAUCUUUACAUCGUUUCUACAACAAGGAAAAAUGCUAACAUUUCUUUGGUAUUUGUAUUUUUGCAUAAAGUUGUACAAGUAAUGCAAGAAUAUUUUAAAGAAUUGGAAGAAGAAAGUAUAAGGGAUAAUUUUGUAGUUAUUUAUGAAUUACUUGAUGAGUUAUUGGAUUUUGGUUAUCCUCAAACCACUGAUAGCAAGAUAUUACAAGAAUAUAUCACGCAAGAGGGACAUAAAUUAGAAAUACAACCUAGAAUUCCGAUGGCUGUGACCAAUGCUGUAUCGUGGAGAUCAGAAGGUAUUAAAUAUCGCAAGAAUGAAGUAUUUUUGGAUGUAAUCGAAUCUGUUAAUCUUCUCGCUAAUGCUAAUGGAAACGUAUUGAGUUCUGAAAUCGUUGGUGCCAUCAAAAUGAGAGUUUAUUUAUCUGGAAUGCCAGAGUUAAGACUUGGUCUCAAUGAUAAAGUAUUAUUUGAAUCAACUGGACGUGGAAAGUCCAAAUCAGUCGAACUGGAAGAUGUUAAAUUUCAUCAAUGCGUUAGACUUUCUAGAUUUGAAAACGACAGAACUAUUUCAUUCAUACCACCGGAUGGAGAGUUUGAAUUAAUGUCUUACAGAUUGAAUACUCAUGUCAAACCAUUGAUAUGGAUUGAGUCGGUAAUAGAAAGACAUGCACAUAGUAGAGUUGAGUACAUGAUAAAAGCUAGGUCUCAAUUUAAACGUCGAUCAACUGCUAACAAUGUUGAGAUUGUAAUACCAGUACCAAAUGAUGCAGAUUCUCCUAAAUUUAAAACAACUAUCGGUAGUGUCAAAUACUCUCCUGAACAAAGCGCUAUUACUUGGUUCAUCAAAUCCUUUCCUGGAGGAAAAGAGUAUUUAAUGAGAGCACAUUUCGGUCUACCUUCCGUGGUUGGAGAAGAUGUAGAAGGUAAACCGCCAAUUCAAGUGAAAUUUGAAAUUCCUUAUUUCACUACUUCUGGGAUUCAAGUACGAUAUUUGAAAAUUAUUGAGAAGAGCGGUUACCAAGCAUUACCAUGGGUGCGUUACAUUACACAAAAUGGUGAUUAUCAAUUGAGAACGAAUUAACUUGAGCAGUUAAAUGGAAAUAUUUCAAAUAACGAAAAAUUGAGAAUUUUAAUGUUUAAAAAAAUUAUUUUUUUGAUAAAAACUCGUGUGUAAAUAUUCUGUUGAAAGUGCAUGUAACAUUUUUUUGAAUUGAUUAGAGAUUUGCAUAGUUAUAUCAAUCGAGAGAACAAUUUAGAUGGUUUUAACAUUUUACCUUCUGCAUAUUUCUUGAGUCGCCAUUGCACUACUGUCGGCGAGAUUCACGCUGGAGAAAAAUAAAUCAUGCAGACACGCAUAGUACGUGACAAUGGUUGAUAACAGUUGGCAAAAAAAAAGUCAAGUAUACGUGACAGCGGCUGGCAAAGUGUUA